Molecule: messenger RNA, 2191 nt
Organism: Tachyglossus aculeatus (Australian echidna)
Lineage: Eukaryota; Metazoa; Chordata; Mammalia; Monotremata; Tachyglossidae
Product: immunoglobulin superfamily member 1-like
Exons: 8
Coding region: 37-1863 (608 amino acids)
Source: RefSeq, a predicted model, not a curated record
CUCACAGCUGCAAGCUCGGCCCAGGACUGAGGCACCAUGCCCCCUUCCUGGCCCACCCUGCUCUGUCUGGGGCUGUGUCUGCUCCAGGCGAUCCAAGCAGCAGUAUAUGUGAAAACGAAUCCCGACCUCCAGCUGGUGCCUUCCUCCAUGCUUCACCCUCUGGAGAAAAUGACUCUUCAGUGUAAUGGGCCCUUUCCAGGGGAGCAUUUCAAGAGUCAGGAGUUCCAGCUCAUGAAGGAUGGUGAAGUCUGGGAUUCAGUGCAUCUGGAGGAACCCUUCUUCCAGGCCAGAUUCCCCCUCGGAACCGUGUCAGCCAAUCACAGUGGAAGCUACCGCUGCCGCUACUGGAACGAAGACAGAUGGUCCUCACCCAGUGACCCUUUAGAGUUAACAGGGUCAGACUCGCUUCCUGAGCCUCUGCUCUUGGCCAGACCCUUUCCCCUACUCCUGCCUCAGGAGAAAGUCACCCUCCAAUGCCAGGGCUGGAUGAAGGGCACGAGCUUCACCCUGUACAAAGAUGGAGAAUCAGAGCCCGUCGAGCGGGCAGACCCACAUGGGCUGAAUGCUGAAUUCUCCAUCAGCAGCCCAGGAAGAUACAGUUGCCGCUAUCACACCGCAACCACCCCGGACACCUGGUCGGAUCCCAGUGGGCCCGUGGAAGUUGUGAUUCCAGACAGACUCCCCAAGCCCUCCUUCAGGGCUUUGAGAAGCUCUCUGAUCUCUCUGGGCCAAACUGUUUCCCUCGAGUGCAAUGGGAAACUUCAGGGAUUAGUCUUUGAGCUGUUCAAGGAAGGAAAGCCAGUGCAAGCCGGAGGCCUGAGCUCUACAGACCCCAGAAGGAUACAUUUUCACCUUGUUAAUGUGAGCGUUGGCGCAGGAGGGAGUUACAGCUGCCGCACUCACUCCCGGUCCGAGCCCUUCAUCUGGUCUGAGCCCAGUAACACUGUGGAGCUGGUGAUGUCAGGAAAAUCUCCCAAACCCACCCUCUUGGCCCAGGGGGGCUCUGUGUUCAAUGCUGGGAGCAAUGUGACCCUCAGUUGCCAGGCCUCCAGGCAGGGUGUGAAUUUUGCUUUACUGAAAGAGGGGAGCCCAGAGGCCACCAAACUCCAGAGCCCAGAAGACAAUCAGGCUGACUUUCUCCUCACGGACUUGACGGCCUAUGACUCUGGAAAGUACACAUGUGUUUACUUUGAAGAGAAGGCCCCGUAUGGAGCAUCCCAGCUCAGUGAUACCUUGGAGAUCCAAGUCAGUGGCCUGAUGACUAAGCCUUCCAUCUCAGUCCCAUCCCACUCUGCACUCACUCCGGGCAGAGACGUGACCCUCCGCUGCUCAGGGAGGUACCCCUACAUGGUUUUCACGCUCAACAAAGAUGGGGUAAGAGCCACCCGUGCAUAUUGGAAGAGCAGAACUGACUGGAGCACGGACUACCUUAUCCCAAAUGUGGGGUACCAAGAUAUUGGGAGUUACAGUUGUUACUACUCUAACUGGGAAGGAACUUCUACUGUUUCUUACCCCAGCGACCCCUUGGAGCUCAAGUUACCAGCUCUAGGCAAACUUCCCCAGCCCACCUUCAGUGUCUGGCCUGACUCUGAGGUGACUCUGGGUGCCAACCUGCGCCUCAGGUGUUCGGGGACACUCCAGGGAAUGAAUUUUGAGCUGUACAAAGAUGGAGAGGAGGUGAAGCCUACAUACAUGAGCAGCUCAGACAUGAGAAGGAUUGAUUUUCACCUAAACAACUUCGGCAUCCAAGACCAGGGGACUUACAUGUGUCGUUACUAUACCAGGAAGGCCCCUUAUGUCUGGUCAUAUCCCAGUGAGCCCCUGAAGCUUAUACUGCCAAGUGAGGAGAAGGAAUCCCUAUGAUAACUCCAACAGCCUUUGUGUCUAAUCCCUCCCCUGCACCAAAUACUUGGACCCCUUGGAAGAAACAAAGGCUAUUCCUGUCCUAGCUAACUGGAAGAAUGGUGUCCUGGGCCCCUAAUUUGCCUCUAAAUCCCAUAUGUACACGGUUACCUAAAGCAGAGCUAAGAAGAAACAAAACUCAGUCAUCUUGGAGCUGAUCACCAGUAUUCUUAAAAUGUCCACUGCCCCACAAUUUGGACUAUUCUAAAGACCGCCCCUUCCCCCCCCCCAACCUCCCACCUCCACCAGCCAUAGACUGUAAACUCCUUGUGUACAGGGAUUGAAUCUA